CAUCGUCAUGGCUGGCCCCUCCACGCGCGCAAUUGGUCUCGCGUUCGAGAACCACACCCAGCGCUUCCUGAAUGGAGACCUGCGCAUGGCGCUGUCCCACGUUGGCGGGCGCGGCGACGGCGGCGUGGACCUGCGCGGCUUCUGGUGGGUGCCGCGGCGCCCACGGCGGAGGACGGCGAAGGCGACACCAAGCCCGCUUGAGGCUGAGGGUAGUGGGACCGGGAGUGAAAACGGCGCGUGGAAGCCUCCUACUCCUCCAGGGUUGAAGCGCGACGGCACUCCCGGCGCGCGCAUCCGCCCGCUGCGCGUCGUCGCGCAAUGUAAGGCCGAGCGGCGGGUGGUGGGGCCCAGGAUUGUGCGCGAGUUCGAGGGGACGCUAGCGCAUCUGGCGGCGCAGGACGCGCGCGUGCCCCUCCUCGGCGUACUGGCAAGCCAGAGCGGGUUCAGCCUCGCGAGCAUGGAGCAUGCGGUGCGCGCGAGAGUACCCCUCCUCCUACUGCAUCUGGAGGGCGGGCGACCAGAAGAGGAGGGAGAGUCGGACGAUGCACCGCCAGAGAAGGAUGUCGUGGAAGGGGCACCCGCAAUAUCGGUCACCGGCGCUUGGUGGAACGCGCCGCUUGGCGCUCUGCUCACGGAGACUGGAGUCGAGCUGCGCCGCGAGAUCAUGGACGGGAAUACCCGUGUUGGCCUGUGGACCGCGGGGUCGCGCAUGGGGCGGUACGGGCCCGCCGGAUAGGCCAUACAUGCAUUAUGUGGUCGUACAAUAGCAAAGGGGAAAGUGGUGCUCUAGAAAUGGAGGAUUGAGGUAAAACGGCAUGGUAGCGAUGAGG
This is a messenger RNA of Cutaneotrichosporon oleaginosum, 830 nucleotides long. RefSeq lists its product as uncharacterized. Gene Ontology annotation, cellular component: mitochondrion. The record is from RefSeq and is a predicted model, not a curated record. NCBI's taxonomy places the organism in Eukaryota, Fungi, Basidiomycota, Tremellomycetes, Trichosporonales, Trichosporonaceae.